Molecule: messenger RNA, 1166 nt
Organism: Anoplophora glabripennis (Asian longhorned beetle)
Lineage: Eukaryota; Metazoa; Arthropoda; Insecta; Coleoptera; Cerambycidae
Exons: 6
Coding region: 226-732 (168 amino acids)
Source: RefSeq, a predicted model, not a curated record
UGACUGUGACGUACCGACUCGGUUCCUCGUGACAACUUAUGAAAACUGCGCGGGUUCAGUCUAUUCGCGGACCCAGUUUAAACUUCGAACCGAAAUCGCGAACGCCGCGAUUAGUUGUUGUUUUUUUUUUUUAAUUAGCGGCGCUGAGUUUCUGGCGUCGAUAUUUGGAUUUAUUUUCAACAAGUCGUUUUUCUCUGUCCUUGGAGUGAAGGAUAUUAAGAGAAAAUGGCCAAAUAUUUGUUAAAAUCAUGCUGUGGCUGUGGCUCACUGAGAACAGGAACUAUAAUAUCCGGAGUAGCUGCUAUAAUAUUAUGUAUCUUGGGGAUCAUUCUGACAUAUCUAAAUAUAGUACAUCUCAAAACAAUAGUAUUUGAUUUCCUGGAGGAAUGGAUAGUUAAAAUAAUUGUCACGAUAAAUAUGGUGAUGACGAUAAUUCUCUCAACAUUGCUGCUUAUUGGCGUAGUCAAACGAAACUGGUAUUUGAUGAUACCUUGGGUUGUCCUGGGUGGUAUGUUAGCCAUUGGUCUACUCGUUUCUAUUAUUAUAAAUGCAGUUCACUUUUACAUGGAUGAACAGACCAAGUUAGCAACGAUAUGGCUAGUGGUAGGACUAAUAUCAUUAGUUAUAUACUGUUACAUGUGGUAUGUGUCCUUCAGUUUCUUCGCCAACUUGAGAGAAGAAUCAGAGAGAGGUGCCUAUUCAAAAGAUCCAUUUAGGAGGCAACGUAUAUAAAGUUCUCUGCUUUUGUGUAUAUGCAAUUUGUGAUCCUGUCCUGACAAAAGACCCUUAAGGAAGGUUUAUGGGUUUAUAUCAAUUUUCAAACCCUUCUGUGUACGAAAAUAUCAGUUUCUUAACGACAGUUAGUGUUACUACGUGUUAUAUAUUUAAUUCGUAUAAAAAAUAGACUUAUGUGAAUAUUGUCAUAUCUAACUUGAUAUGGCAUUUGUUUUGUAGAUUAGAAUCUCAUUUUUGGUUAUUUAAAUUAUUUAUCUCUAUAUAGUAUAUAACUUAUUGCAGCCAUAUAAUUAAUACUCAUGUGUUUUUAAGAAAUAUAUUUUCCUAAAUGAAUGUGUAUUCGAAUCUAACAAUUUUAUUUUUAUAUACUUGUUAAUUUUUGUUACUAAUUUAUAUGCGUUGAAAGUUUAAAUAUAAGAGCUUUAUUUAUA